UUUUUUUCUUUUCAUUUUCCAUUUCUUUUUUCAGGCUUUUAAUUUCUUGAUUACAAUCACCAAAGUUUCCUCCUCUUUCCCUCACACUUUUACCAUUCUGUACUUUCUCUUUCUCACUUUCCUGCACUGCACAACCCUCCUUUCCUUUUUGGCUGAAGCUUUCUUUGUUGAGGUGGGCUUUUCGUUUAUUGACUAAAGUUCACCACUUUCAGUCUUUCAACAUCCUCACUUGAUUUUGCUUAUUUGAAAAGCUGCUUGAUUUCACAAUUAGGUGCCUUUCUUUUCUCACGUCAUUCUCGAUUUCUCAUUACUAUUUUCUUUUUUUCUACUGGCAGUGUAAUAUUUUGAUUUAUCUUGCAAUAAUGGCACUCCCUUAACACACAACACUCUCCUUAACCUUUCUUCUGUUACAGUUCCAUUGAGCUAUAUUUGCAGAUUUGGGCGUUUUUGCGUUAUACUAUGCGAGACUUAUAAUUUCUUUUUUCAGAAAUCGAAGCUAGAAAGAUAAGAGCAAAAAAAUGGCAGGAGGUGGAGGUUCAGCAAAGGCAGAUGAACCAGCGCCACACCCACCAAAAGAUCAGCUCCCAAACGUUUCUUACUGCAUUACAAGCCCUCCUCCAUGGCCUGAAGCUAUCCUUCUCGGAUUUCAACACUAUCUCGUGAUGCUGGGGACUACCGUCAUCAUACCCACUGCCCUCGUUCCUCAAAUGGGAGGAGGAAAUGAGGAGAAAGCUAAGGUUAUUCAGACUCUAUUGUUUGUUGCUGGUUUGAACACCCUUUUGCAGACAUGGUUUGGAACUAGAUUGCCUGCCGUGAUUGGGGGUUCAUACACAUUUGUUGCACCCACAAUUUCGAUUAUCUUGUCCGGUAGAUGGAGUGAUCCGGAUCCCACAUCGAGGUUCAAGAAGAUAAUGAGGGCCAGCCAAGGUGCACUUAUUGUGGCAUCAACCAUUCAAAUUGUGCUCGGUUUCAGUGGCCUGUGGCGUAAUGUUGCAAGAUUUCUGAGUCCACUUUCAGCUGUUCCAUUGGUUGCUCUUGCUGGCUUUGGGCUUUAUGAGUUCGGGUUUCCUGGGGUUGCCAAAUGCAUUGAAAUUGGGUUGCCACAGCUUAUCCUCCUGGUUCUGUUCUCUCAGUAUUUGGCUCACCUGAUACGCCCCGGGAAGAAUAUCUUUGACCGUUUUGCUGUUAUAUUUACUGUUGUGAUUGUGUGGAUUUACGCCCAUCUUCUUACUGUUGGUGGGGCCUACAAUGGAAAGCCUCCAAAGACUCAGACAAGCUGUAGAACUGAUCGUUCAGGUCUUAUAAAUGCCGCUCCAUGGAUUAGAGUUCCUUACCCUUUCCAAUGGGGCGCUCCCUCUUUCGAUGCUGGUGAAGCCUUUGCCAUGAUGAUGGCUGCAUUUGUCUCUCUUAUUGAGUCGACUGGUGGCUUUAUUGCUGUGUCCCGAUAUGCUAGUGCAACCCCAUUGCCCCCAUCUAUUCUGAGCCGUGGUAUAGGCUGGCAGGGUAUUGCCAUCCUUAUGUCUGGUUUGUUUGGGACAGCUAAUGGAUCAUCCGUAUCCAUUGAAAAUGCGGGGCUUUUGGCACUUACCCGUGUUGGCAGUCGAAGAGUCGUGCAAAUAUCAGCCGGAUUCAUGCUUUUCUUUUCUUUUCUCGGGAAAUUUGGUGCUGUCUUUGCUUCAAUUCCAGCUCCAAUUUUUGGCGCUUUGUAUUGCCUCUUCUUUGCAUAUGUUGGUGCUUCGGGCUUGAGUUUUCUCCAAUUCUGUAACUUGAACAGCUUCCGAACAAAGUUCAUAUUGGGCUUUUCGAUUUUCCUGGGCUUGUCCGUGCCUCAAUACUUCAACGAAUACACUGCUAUUCAAGGAUAUGGGCCUGUCCACACGUCCGGCAGAUGGUUCAACGACAUCAUCAAUGUCCCAUUUUCCUCGGAGGCUUUUGUUGCGGCUAUAGUGGCGUUUUUCUUGGACAACACAAUGCACAAAAAGGAUGGUCAGAUAAGGAAAGAUAGGGGCAAGCAUUGGUGGGAUAAGUUUCGCUCUUUCAAAACCGACACAAGGAGUGAGGAAUUUUACUCUCUUCCAUUUAAUCUCAACAAAUAUUUCCCUUCCGUGUAAUGCGUAACAGUACAAAAUCUUCGUGUUUUUUUUGGAAGAAAGAAGAAGGGCUUUGUUCGUUCUUUUUGUCGCUCGCAUUUUUGCGUGUUAAGCUCGUCUAAGUAGAAGCGAAGGACUGUAUUGUGCCAUUGUUACUAUAUAUGGCUUUGUAGUAGAAGCAUAUAUAAAUAGCUCUUAUUCGCAAUUUGGAAGAUUCUUUAGAUUUAUGUGAUUCUGUUUUGCUGUAAAUUUAAUGGUAACUUAUGGAGUAGCAUGAGUUAAAUUGAUUCUUGAAGUUCAUGUUUUUUUUCUUCUUGAGCUCGUAUUCCCUCACUAUAUAUUAAUUAAUAUAUAUUAAUGCAGAGUUUCUUGA
Messenger RNA from Striga asiatica, 2463 nucleotides. The record is from the annotation of a GenBank genome assembly. Lineage: Eukaryota; Viridiplantae; Streptophyta; Magnoliopsida; Lamiales; Orobanchaceae.